ACAACUUGUGACCAUGUAAAGGGCGAAAUCACUAAUUGACCCUAAUAGACUAUAACUGAAAGAAAGGAAAAAACUCCGUCAGUAUGCAGUUCAGUACUCACAGACCUCCUAUAUUCAAAGUGAUUCUCUUGGGGGAGUCGGGUGUCGGCAAGACUUCACUUUACCAACGGUUUAGAGCAAGGGAUAUACCCCUUACACAAAGCACGGCGCUAACACUGGACAGCUAUCAGUACAACCGGCAGUUUCCAGUGGGACCACAGAGCAAACCUAUACAGAUUGAACUCUGGGACACUGCAAACAUGGAGAGGAUGCAUUCACUCACCGAUAAUUAUUUCCGAGAGACAACAGCAGCUAUCCUCGUCUACGACAUCGCAGAUAGUCAAUCCCUUCAAAGAUUGUCAUAUUGGAGGAAUGAUUUCAGAUACCAUUCGGAAAGAACUUUAAUGUUCCUUGUCGGAAACAAGGUGGAUUUACCGCCAGACAAAUACGACGAGGAUCAGACGACAAUCGAACACGCGCGAAAAGUAAUGGCGACCAAUUUUGAGGAUGUUCUCGGCGCGUACGAGGUAUCAGCAAAAGAAGAUUACAAAGUGGAAGAAAUGUUCCAUAAGAUCGGACAGGUUCUGUGGGAGAACUAUAAAGAUGAACGGGAAAGUACAGGAACUAGAAGCUUGCCAGAGAUACCAGAGGGAAUGGGGACUAUCAAGUUGGGAAAACAUGAUAAAGGAACGAGAUUGAGGUUUUCAUUCAAGAAGGAAAAAUGUUGCUAUUGACGUUGACAUUUUCGUCACGAUUUUUUUAUAAAAAAACACACAGUAUUUGGAACGUCUUUUUUUCUAAAGACCAAACACACCUUCGUGUAAAU
Molecule: messenger RNA, 865 nt
Organism: Lytechinus pictus (painted urchin)
Lineage: Eukaryota; Metazoa; Echinodermata; Echinoidea; Temnopleuroida; Toxopneustidae
Product: ras-related protein Rab-6B-like
Exons: 2
Coding region: 84-773 (229 amino acids)
Biological process (GO): intracellular protein transport
Cellular component (GO): endomembrane system; early endosome
Molecular function (GO): GTPase activity; GTP binding
Source: RefSeq, a predicted model, not a curated record